Messenger RNA from Closterium sp. NIES-67, 1969 nucleotides. Lineage: Eukaryota; Viridiplantae; Streptophyta; Zygnematophyceae; Desmidiales; Closteriaceae. The record is from the annotation of a GenBank genome assembly.
CGCUUCCUGCCACCGUGACCAUCCCACGCGUCACCUCCGUCGUGGCGUUCCUUUCCAGUCGACUCUGCCCUCCCCUCCGCUACACGUUGAGUUGUUUCCACACAUUUCUUCACAGCAGCUGCAAUUUCAGUACAGUCGAUCAACACCAAUCUGUGACAACCCAAAGGCCACUCUCGUCUCUUUUCUCCGUUUAGGGCCGUACAGACAUGUUCUCCCCCACCAUAGAUGGCCCGGCGAUCGAAGCCCGCGAAGAAGUACCCUUUCGUCGAGGCCAUGCCGUCUCGGACCGUCGCAGCAGGUCGCGCGCACCUAGAGGAAUGUCUACCGGAGCCCCACGGAUGCGUCUUUCGCCGUCCCUGCCGGACCUUACUUCCCUUCAUUCCACGUCAGACCUCAACCGCCUCCUUGCACCGGACAGCACCGCUCAGCCCCUCACUUCACCGUCCACUAGAGGCUCUCUUUCCCCCACCAGCCCCGUCGACCUUCCCCCGCUUUCUCCUUCAACGGCAAUCUCCCCGUCCUCGAUAAAGCCUCAAUGCAGCCAACUUUCGAGCCCCAGAGUCGGCCAUCCUCCGGAUUUGGAUGCAGUUUCCACAACGCGCCGGUCGAAAGCCGCGGGAAGCAACACCGGCGCGAGGGAGAAUGGCUGCAUCGGCAAAGUGCAGCCAAGAAAAAAUGCAGUUUCCGAAAUGCCACCGUCGCUGAGGCGCACUGGGCACGCGCGGCGGUACUCCUUGGGCGGCAGCGGCGACUACCCUCGCAGCAUCAGCGUGAGCGCCGUGGAGCUCAGCAGGAACGACUCUCUCACCAUACCUCGCGGCCUCGAAUACCCCUCCUCUCAAAGCCUGUCGGAGACCACCGGACGGACGAGAGCAGCGGAGGCUCGCGGGAGAGAGGAAUCAAGGGGGCCGGGGAGGGGUAAGGCUGCGACAAGCAACAGGAAGAACGACCUGGCGAGUGUGGACGAUGCGAGCGCGGGGUACGACUCGGACGAGGAGUUCGUGAAGCUGUAUGGCAUGGUGGCGGAGCACCGCGCGGCGGAGCGAGCCAUCGUGUCGUCCGCCUUCGCCAAGGUGCUCUCCAGGCCCCACAGCGGCACCUGCAAUCCCAAGGUCGCCACUGGCAGCGGCUGUAGCAGCAUCGCCAGGUCUGGCAGCGGUUGUAGCAGCAUCGCCAGGUCUGGCAGCGGGUGUAGUCCCAAGAUCGCGUCUCACAGUGGCUGUCGCAGCAGUAUCAGAUCCAUCGGUGGAUGUAAGAGCAUCGUCAGAUCUGGCAGCGGCUGCAGCAGCAAUAUGCAUUUUGUCAGCGGCAAAACCAUUUGCACCAACAGCGAGACGACAUGUGGUGUGGCAGCAGCCCAUGAGGAUGAGGGGCUUUCUCGUGUGCUUGGUUGCGCUGCUGUAUGUGCAAGUCCCAGGAGAAGAUCAACGGAAAUGCUGAUGCCAAGUGCCAGAGCAGCAGUGCUGGGACCCCAGAGUGGGGCUUGCACCGUUUCGGGAAGUCAGCCUAGAGUAAGCCUUGAUUCUGCAAGAGCAAAUGAUGCUGACUUCUCCAAUGGGAAGAGAUCCCCUACCAGUGCGGGGCUGAACGGCAGCAACGAAUGGUUAAGUUCUGUAUAUAUGCCCAACCAACAGCAGCCACAUCCACUGCAGGCCACAGGCAACAAGAGAGGGUUUUCCCGUUCAGCGAGUGUGAGUGUUUCAAGCAUUUUUACUCCUGACAGCGCCUUGCUUUCUCAUGCAAAAGCAAGCUCCAGAGGCGUGGCGGAGACCGCAUGGCAUGCACGUGAAAAUCCAGGAACAAGUGGGGACUGUCUGAGCCCCCAAGUCAGUAUUCCAGCGGUUAAUGGGGCCAGCAGCAAUGCCGCUAGGCAUUUGAGGCCAGGCCAUAGGAGACGGGUUAGUUCUUCUGCAAUAUCGGUUGAUUUGAAUUCCUUGUGUUAUUGCUGAUACUAUACCCACAUUUCAUG